Molecule: messenger RNA, 1608 nt
Organism: Melospiza georgiana
Lineage: Eukaryota; Metazoa; Chordata; Aves; Passeriformes; Passerellidae
Product: TOG array regulator of axonemal microtubules protein 2-like
Exons: 13
Coding region: 1-1608 (535 amino acids)
Biological process (GO): microtubule cytoskeleton organization
Cellular component (GO): cytoplasmic microtubule; cilium
Molecular function (GO): microtubule binding
Source: RefSeq, a predicted model, not a curated record
AUGGCCGACCCUCUCCUCACAGUGACCUUGCAGAGGGCCCCUGGUGCCAAGCACCGAGAGGAGCUGCUCCGUGAGCAUGGGCAGAAGGACAGAGCCUCUGCAGACCCGCAGCAGUCCUUGCAGGAGGCACUCUCCUUGCUGGGCAGCGAUGACUGGGAGCUGAAGGAGAAGGGACUCUUCACCAUCCAACACCUGGCUGGGUCCCAUUCAGAGGUCCUGCUUUGUCGACUUCGUGAGGUUUGCUUGGCAGUUACCAGCGAGGUGACCAACCUCCGGUCCAAGGUGUCCUACUCUGCCAUUGUCACUCUGGGAGAGCUCUUUCUGACCUUGAAGAAGGAUAUGGAUGCUGAGGUGGAUGAGGUUGCUCGGAUCCUUCUCCAGAUGGUGCCCAACUCUCCAGAGUUUGUUCAGAAAGCAGCCAGUCAGGCCCUGGGGAUCAUGGUGGAGCAUGUGACUCCUGCACGAGCAAUGACUGCUCUCAUGGACGUGGGAGUCAACAGCCGCCACGCCCCAGUGCGCGAGUGUGCGGCCCAACUCCUCCUGUCCCUGAUGGAAAGAAUUGGAGUCACCCAGCUCGCAGGCACACCCAGGGCUGAGAGGCUGCCACACGUGGCAGGGAAGCUUGCUCAGGACUGUCACAAGGACACAAGCUCUGUACCUCACUGUGCAGUGUCAAGUGAGGGGAUGGAAAACCAGAAGGCUGAAGGCCCAUCUUUCAAGGAGCUGGUGAAGGAGAGGAACAAUGGCUCAAAGGAGCCCCAGGCCACAUUGUCUUCUAACAAACGGGUGAAAUCUCCCUCUGAUGGACAUCUCCUACACCGUGCACAAGCCCAGGUCACGUCACCUCCAGCUGUGGGAGAAACGGAGCUGCUCCAGAAGCUUUACCAUCUCCUGGAAGCCAAGGGGUUUCAGGAAAGGAUGGAAGGAGUGGAACUCCUCCGAGACCUGUGCAAAACCAGCCCCCAGCUCAUCUCCACUAACAUUGCCCAAAUUUUUGAUUAUUUUGUCCUGAGAAUAUCUGACAGCCACAAGAAAGUGAAGCAGAGGGCGCUGGACGUGCUGGCUGAAAUCACAGGAGCCCUGAAAGAUGCCUUGAACCCGGUGAUCAUUGGUUUGGUGGAAGGAAUAACAAAGAACCUGAACUCAAAGGAUCCCAGGAUUCGUGGGGCAGCUGUGAAAGCACUGGAAGAAUCCAUUGCUCAUUUGGAUAAAGUGUCACUGCUGAAAGAGUUCAGCUACCAAUGGAAUCACCUGAGUGGCCAAGCUCUGCUAGAUGCCACCGAGUGUAUCACAGCCAAGGCAGUGCUUGUGCAGUGGGUUCAUGCCAGGAGCCCUGAAGUUGUCCAGCGCGACGCCCUGCCCGUGCUCUGGUCCUUCCUGGGGAACAAGGCGCUGCCUGUGCGGAGCGCCAACGUCCGCACCAUGGCCACCAAGCUCGCCUCUGCCCUCUACAAGGUGAUGGGCAUCCAGCUGAAGAAAUGUGCUGCCAGCAAGCCUCCACAUUUACGGGAAAACCUCUCCAAAAUUCAUGGCAUCGGGGGCCUGAAGCAACUCCAGAUGGAGGACAAGGUGAAGGCAAUCAUGGCUCAGCCUCACACAGAGAUCUGA